This is a messenger RNA of Syngnathus acus (greater pipefish), 1970 nucleotides long. Its product is annotated as multidrug and toxin extrusion protein 1-like. Gene Ontology annotation, cellular component: membrane. Gene Ontology annotation, molecular function: antiporter activity; xenobiotic transmembrane transporter activity. The transcript has 18 exons. Gene Ontology annotation, biological process: xenobiotic detoxification by transmembrane export across the plasma membrane. Bases 240 to 1943 code for a protein of 567 amino acids. NCBI's taxonomy places the organism in Eukaryota, Metazoa, Chordata, Actinopteri, Syngnathiformes, Syngnathidae. The record is from RefSeq and is a predicted model, not a curated record.
CUUGGGCUUUGGGGCCGGAGGACAUUUACAGGAACUAAAAUGUAGAUGAGGCAACUGCCGUUGGAGUUGUCAACCAACUUACCAAUUGUGCGAUUUCUACUACAGCCUAAACAACACAGCGCCGUUCCAUGUCUGCAGUCACAGCAAGAUCAAGUAACUUGCAUCACUGGCGCACAACUGCACAGAAGAUUAGCUUCAAAUGAGCCUUAAUAUCUCCUUCUCUGCCCACUAUAAGCAUCAUGGUUGAGACUUCUGAAGAGGUGAGGCAAGAUUCAGAGGCGAAUAGAGCCUCUUCUUGCGGCCUGUGGUUGGGACGCAUUAGAGGAUUCAUCCCGUCCAGUUUCCGCACCGAAGUGAUUCUCCUUUUGAAGCUGGCAGGACCUGUGGUCAUUUCCCAGAUGAUGAUCUUCAUGAUCAGUAUCAUCAGCAUGGUGUUUUGUGGUCAUCUAGGGAAAACACAAUUUGCAGCUGUAUCACUGGCAAUUGCGGUGGUUAAUGUGACUGGCAUUGCCGUUGGGACUGGCUUGUCAUUGACCUGUGACACCCUUAUAUCUCAGACCUUUGGAAGUGGAAACCUGAAGCGUGUGGGGGUGAUCCUUCAGAGAGGGGUUCUGAAUCUCCUUCUGGCGUGUUUCCCCUGCUGGGCUGUUCUCAUCAAUACUGAACCCUUUUUACUUGCCGUUAAACAGAGCCCAGAGGUUGCCAGUCUGGCACAAAUGUAUGUGAAGAUCGUCAUGCCUUCUCUGCCAGCGGCAUUUAUGUACCAGCUGCUGGGAAGAUAUCUUCAGAACCAGGGAAUUAUUUGGCCUCAGGUCGUAACCGGUGUAAUUGGAAACAUUUUAAACGCAUUUGUCAAUUAUGUUUUUCUCCAUCUUCUGCAACUGGGAGUUCCUGGGUCUGCCGCAGCAAAUGCAAUGUCACAGUGUGUUUUUUCCAUCAUCCUACUGGCCUAUGUUUGGUGGAAGGGGUUGCACAAAGCCACAUGGGGAGGCUGGUCCCGUGAGUGUCUCGAGGAGUGGGGACCCUUUGUCAAGCUGGCCAUGCCAAGCAUGCUCAUGUUUUGCCUUGAGUGGUGGGCAUUUGAAGUGGGAGGAUGUCUUGCUGGCAUAAUUAGUGAAAUUGAGUUGGGAGCCCAAUCUGUGAUCUAUAACCUGACUGUUGUGGCUUUCAUGUUCCCCAUUGGAAUGGCAGCUGGAGCUAGUGUCCGUGUAGGGAAUGCUCUUGGUGCAGGAAACAGUGUGCAAGCCAAGUUGUCUUGUAAAGUUUCCAUCAUCUGUACAUCUGCAGUCGCCUGUUGUGUUGGACUUAGCCUUACACUAUCCAGAAAUGUAAUUGGCUACAUUUUCACCACAGAUCCAGACAUUUUAAAGAGGACUGCUGACGUCAUGGUUGUUUUUGCCGUCAUGCAUCUUGCUGAUGCUAUUGCGGGUGUGAGUGGAGGUGUUUUUCGAGGAGUUGGAAAACAAAAGGUCGGUGCUGUGUCCAACCUGGUUGGACACUACUUCAUUGGCUUUCCAAUAGGUGUGUCUUUAUUGUUUAAGACACAAUUGGGCGUUGUAGGACUUUGGACUGGUCUUACGAUCUGUGUGGUACUGCAGGCUAUUUUCUUCGUGGCAUAUUUGUGCCGUCUUGAUUGGAGAAAGGCUGCCAAUGAUGCUCAAAGGAGAGCAGGUGUUCAGGUCAAGGUUGAAGACACGGUGGAAAUGCUAGACUGCGAGCCAGACUCUAAAACUGCAUUGGUUCCUGCUCCUUCACCCAGAUGUGAGAGUACUGCAGAGGACCAACAGAUUCCAGACCAGCAUGAAACUGCAGUCACCAUAGUCGGUGAUGUUCUCACAGUGAAACAACUGCUUUUACGUCGUAGCUUGGUUCUACUUGUCAUGAUUGUCAUCUGUGUGGCUGGAAUCAUGACCAGUCACUUCCUUGUCGGACAAUUGAAGUGAGUCUCGGCUUGGUUUAUAUUUGAGAGU